This is a messenger RNA of Sebastes umbrosus (honeycomb rockfish), 6401 nucleotides long. Its product is annotated as nuclear receptor ROR-alpha A-like. Gene Ontology annotation, molecular function: zinc ion binding; RNA polymerase II cis-regulatory region sequence-specific DNA binding; nuclear receptor activity. Gene Ontology annotation, biological process: regulation of transcription by RNA polymerase II. The record is from RefSeq and is a predicted model, not a curated record. The transcript has 12 exons. Gene Ontology annotation, cellular component: nucleus. Bases 417 to 1997 code for a protein of 526 amino acids. Lineage: Eukaryota; Metazoa; Chordata; Actinopteri; Perciformes; Sebastidae.
CAAGCCCCUCAGUGUUACCCAGGUUCCUCUGCAUCCCUACAAAGGAAGUUGUGCUGCAGACAGAGGAAGUGCAUGAUCCUGAUGUCCUCAUGAACUUCUCACUACAUCACCUGUAGUGUGUUCAGGAUAGUUGUGUAGAGCAGCCUGUAUCCAGUCCGGGUGUCAUCCUCCAGGGAGGGCAUCCAGAGCUCUCCUCAGCGCCGCCCUCCCUCCCUCUCAGCCCGGAUUCCUCUCCUCCAAACGGCGCUCAACAACGCCUCUCCAGCUGCUCAGACGCUCCGCUCCUCCGGCUGUGAGCUGGCUUCUCCUCCUUAUACCAGUUUGAUUCUGUCAGACAACCAGCUGGCUGCUGAGCUGAGGAGGAGAGGUGGAUUCUGUUGGUUUCGGUUCGUUCCGGAGUGUUUUUCGGUGCAUGGAUGGAGUCGUCUCCGCAGGAGGAGACUCCGGUGAGCCUGAAGGAGAGUCUGCCGGGCGGAGAGCGCCUGAGUCCGGCUACGAGACACAGCAAAGGUUUGCCAGCAGCUGUGAAGAAGACACACACAUCUCAGAUUGAAAUCAUUCCCUGUAAGAUCUGUGGAGAUAAAUCCUCAGGGAUCCACUACGGGGUGAUCACCUGCGAGGGCUGUAAGGGUUUCUUCAGGCGGAGUCAGCAGAGUAACGCCGCCUACUCGUGUCCUCGCCAGAAAAACUGUCUGAUCGACCGAACGAGCCGCAACCGCUGCCAACACUGCCGUCUGCAGAAAUGUCUGACUGUGGGCAUGUCCCGAGACGCUGUAAAGUUUGGUCGCAUGUCCAAGAAGCAGCGGGACAGUUUGUACGCUGAGGUGCAGAAACACCGCCUCCUGCAGCAGCAGCAGCAGCAGCAGGGUCAGGGUACCAUCCUCCUGUCCCAUUCCGGUCUCGGCAGCCCGAGCCCGGGCGAGGCCGAGCCGGUGUCCCCUCACUACGGCCUCUCCUCCACGGGCCUCACGGAGCUGCCCGAUGAGCUGGGAGGCUACAUGGAACAAAACUCACCUGAAGGAGGAUCGGUCUCGUCCAAGGCAGACUCUGGAGGAGGAGGAGGAGAAAGAGGAGAAGGUCGUGGGUUCUACCUGGACAUCCAGCCGUCCCCGGAUCAGUCUGGACUCGAUAUUAACGGCAUCAAACCGGAGCCGCUGUGUGACUAUGGAUCCAAUAACGACUUCUUCCCGUACUGCUCCUUCAGCGACGGAGACUCGUCGCCCACAGUGUCCAUGGCUGAACUCGAUCACCUGGCUCAGAUCGUCUCCAAGUCUCACCUGGAGACUUGUCAGUACCUGAGGGAGGAGCUGCAGCAGAUGAGCUGGCAGAACUUCCUGCAGGACGAGGUGGAGAGCUACCAGAGCAAGCCGCGGGAGGUGAUGUGGCAGCUCUGCGCCGUAAAGAUCACCGAGGCCAUACAGUACGUGGUGGAGUUCGCCAAACGCAUCGACGGCUUCAUGGAUCUCUGUCAAAACGACCAGAUCGUGCUGCUGAAAGCUGGCUCUCUGGAGGUCGUCUUGGUCCGAAUGUGUCGGCUGUUUGACACGCAGAACAACACCGUCUACUUCGACGGCAAGUUUGCGGGUCCUGAGGUCUUCAAAGCUCUGGGGUGUGAUGACCUGAUCACGUCGGUGUUUGACUUUGCUAAAGGCAUGUGUUCGCUGCAUCUGUCGGAGGACGAGCUCGCCCUGUUCUCAGCGUUCAUCCUGCUGUCUGCAGACCGGUCGUGGCUUCAGGAGAAGCUGCAGGUGGAGAAGCUGCAGCAGAAGACUCAGCUGGCUCUGCAACACGUCCUGCAGAAGAACCAGAGAGAGGACGGAGCGCUAAACAAGCUCAGACAUAAGGUGGCAGCGUUGCGUUCACUGUGCAGUCAUCACACGGAGAAGCUGUCGGCGUUCCGAGCGGUUUACCCGGACAUCGUGCGGACACACUUCCCUCCUCUUUAUAAGGAGCUGUUCGGUGCCGACCUGGAGCUGACUCUGCAGAGCGACGACUAAGCGUUGACCGGGAGCUCCUCGGAGCUGAGCAGAGCUGAGCUGCCCAGAUCCGGACUGACCGAGCAGUUCAGAUUCCACGGCCACGGAGGACGGGACGAUGACUCACACAGUGUAUCCGCUGCACUUCUCAGAGUCCACAAGAAUGGAGAGAUUUGAACUCCUCAGUUUGUCUUUCUUCACCUCCUCCUCCUCCUCCUCCUCCUCCUCCUCCCGUCAUGGCUCUGGGUUCGGACGCAGUGAGGACUCAGGUGGUCUCUCUCCAUUAACACACAUCAUGUGUCCCAGAUCUUGGAUCUGGAUUCACCUCUGACAUUGAAAGACACCUUCUUCAGUAUUCACCUUUGAAACCUGCUUCUGUUUGUCCUUCACCCGACUGUCACGACUUCACCUCUUCUUCUAACAGUUAACUUCACGUCUGAGUGUCACUCACACCAAAGAGUGGCACGGAAAAUACAUUUAUGUCCUCUAGAAAGUUAUUCCUCUGGAAGCUUGUUGUGACCGCCGGUUGGUGAGAACAUGCAAACUGCUGCUAUCCAGCCUGCUAGCUAGCUCGGCCGCUAACCAGACAAAAAGUCAACUUUUGUGGAGCAGCUUAAACUCCGAGCAGAGCCGGCUUUUAUCAAACCGAAUGGUGCAACAAGCUGAUAUGAUAGCUUCCUCCAUCUUUUAACUCUCCAACUCUCCUUCCUCUCAAAGGCUAGCGCUGAUACGCAGUUUACAGUGCAAUUGUGCAAUGGUGUGAAUUUGUUGUUCUGAAUGGAUGUAUCAUCUGAAUCACCUUCUCUUUGUUUUUAUGGCUGCACUAUUCCAUAAAAACACGUCUUUACAUCAUGUUACACACAUUUUUAGACACAUUUCCCAAAGUUCAAUCUGACAGAUUUGGUCUCUUUGGAAACCUUGAGUUCUCUUCUAGAAGUGAAAAUUCAGUUUUGUGGGUUUGAAUAAUGUUUGACCGAAUAUUGGGAUGUUGGAUAGAGCCACUGCAUCAAAGUUAUUGGAAGGGGUUAAGAAAAUGUCCAAAAGUCUGUUUAGUCAUCAGGUCACAGGAUAUCCAAGAUGUUAAAAAACAGCAACAAAAACUUAGAGAUAUCAUUAUCAAAAGUUGCCCAAUCUGUAAUUUAUUAUUAUUAUUAUUAUUUUAUUUAAUGGUCUGUCUCCUCGAGAAUCCAACUUAGUAAAUAAUGAUCCUGUAAAAUGCAAUUCAAAGCGUGCGUGAAUUAGGAACAGUCAGUUGGCCAUAUUAUGCACAUUCUUGUUGCACAGAUUUCCAAUGAGUCUUUCACUAAACAGAUCAGUCUUUAUGUGGCUGUUGUUGGAUUGAUUGGUGCUGAAGAGCAAUGUCAAUUCAUAAAUCAUGUUUGAGAACUAGACCGCAAACUGUAUGUGCAGUUGUACACCCUGAUUGCAAACAAACCUACGCAAAUAUAUCCGCAAUCACCGGUUGUUGGGCUGACGGUGGCCAGUUGGCACAUUUUAACAUAUCGCCCGACCGCAUAGUCUGGGACAUCGUGGCAGUUAGACAAUGUCAUUAAAAUCAGGUUUUAUUGCGUUACCCCAAAAUAAACCAAAUAGAAACCUAUUUUUUUUAAAAAAGGCUGGACAGCAACAGGAUGUUUCUGUUUUCUUCUACCGAUGUCUGUUGAUGCAUCACUCAGGUUAAUGCAGAUCGUGAACGUCCUGAAUAAUUAAUUAAGCUACACACCAAUUCACCGUCUCCUCUCAGGCACUUUCACUUGAUUAUUCAUUAGCAGCAAGUGCAAAGACUGCAGUAUGAUUUGAUGAUUUAAAAAUGGACCCCAAGUACGUGGUUAUUUGAUAAUUUGUUGCCCACAUUAUUUCUAUUUUCUUGCUCAUGUUGAUAUUUCAGGGACACUAUCAACUUUUGAUCCUUGUGGACAAAAAUGCAUUAAGUAAAUAUGCACAAAUGGAGCAAAUACCAGCUGAAAACACAGCUGACUGGUCCAAAAGAGACUAAGCAUCUGAAGUUUGUUCACAAAAUGACAACAGAUAAAUACAGAUAUAUAUAGUAUCGCAUUUUGGAACAGACUUCUUCAGAUUCUCCAUGCACUGGGGAGCAGACAUUCAUGAUAUAAUAGAAGUUGUUUCAUCCGCCAUGGUAGCAUUCCUCCUCCUCCUCCUCUUCCUCCUGCCUUGCAUCCUCCCAGCAGCCUCUUCCUCCUCUGGUUACAUCUGCACCGAGCCAGCAGACAGCAGCAUCAGACAACAGAGCAGCUAAUUCACUCUAAUGUAGCAGUUAGCAUGUAGCACCACCUGGUGGCCUGACAGGAAAGUGCAGGUUCUCUUAUUUCUCCUGUCCUUUGGUGGCAUUUCAGCAAAUCAGAAUCCAGUUUUUUAAUCCAUUUACCCAACCUGAAUCCUUUCAAAUCCACAUCGAAUCUAAUUAGAUUUAUCUUUUAAUGUUAGCAAGAGAAAACAAAACUCAAACAUUAAUUUGAAAUGCGUUGGCUGAGAAGGCAGAAAUGUAAUUUAAUGAGGAGUAGAAGAUAUGAAAUGUUAAAGUAUGAGUCUGGUAUUUUUCUUAUUGCCAACACAUCAUGUGCAAAGCCAAACCAUCAAUGUGUUAUUCCGACUCUAAAUACUGUCUGACUUCCUGUCUACGUCUCUCAGCUCCAAACCCAUUGGUUCCUACUGAAGAUGCAAAUCUUUAAAAGCAUCUCAUCUAACAUAUAGUUUAAUUGUUUAAAAGGUCUCAGUAACACUGUAGUUUUGAUCAAACAAACUAACUAUUUUCAGUGGCAGAUUAACAAUUAUUGAACUUAGACAAAUCCAAUAAAGAAUUUUAUUUCUUUGGUUUGGCCAUGUUUAUAUUUUACUAAUAGGAGACAGAUUCAUUCAGGAUUCAACCAGCUUAAUGAAAGCAAUAUUGCAAAAAUAACACAGUAUUAAGAGCAAUAUAUAGACACUGCUUCAUAAAAAACGAAACUAUGCAGAACAAGUAUGGUGAAGUGGUGAAAAUAUUAGCGUGUUGCACUACAGUGAGUCUACUGCCCUGCCUACCUGUUAGCGUGUGUGUGAUGUGUGUUUAUGUGUGUGCACAUUUUGUUUCCGAGGGAAAUUUUCAAAGUUUGGACUACAGACUGCUGGGAGGAGUGACGUUUUUGUCCAUUUAUGUUUUAGCUCCACCUCAUCGGUCUCCAGGUCCAAUAAAGCCCCAUAAAAAUCUGUAAUGAACGUAACUUUAGCCAUAACUGAAUGUCAAGCAAUAAUGUAAAUGUAUUUCUAUCUUUGUUUAUUGUGUAUAGUUUGAAAAUAUUGGCAUGUCAAUGCAGAUUCUAAUUUAUAAGAUUUCAUUUUGGGGGGGUUUUCUUUUCAAUCUUGUGUGUUAUUGGCUUAAUAUUUUGUCUCGACCCGUCACGUGAUUACGUACGCUGAUGACACACUUUUCUCCCUCCACGCCGCCUUAUUGGUUUGGCCCUCGUCUGGAGAGUAACUUUAUGAAUAAGUCUGUACAGGCCACAGGAAAAUACUGCUAUAGAUGCCUAAUGAGCGUCAAACUUUUUAUCUGUUGAUUGAUAUGCAUCUUAAUGUUAUCUGGUUUGAUAUGCACUGCUCUCCUUUAGGUUUAGUUUAGUUGCAGAGAGAGCAAUUUUUUUGUGUUUUUAACAUGCUAGGUUACCCUUUGUUAGCAGGGUCUUGAUUUUACCAACUAUGCCACAUUGUAUGUUUCCACACAGGGUAAUGCAUUAAAAGGAAAUUCUGUUUUUAUUAACAACCUGACAGCAGCAACAUUUUCUAAAUUGUUGCUGUCUAUAUGAUGACAACCUAUACUGGUUAUGUGUCAAACUUUGUCCGAUUGCUCGUAUUGUGAUACCCAUUGACUACAAGUGCAACCAUGUUCCUGGUGACCAAAAUGUAAAGUCUAAAUAAUGCCAUAACUGAAAGUAAUGAUUGGCAAAACAUGCAGUAAAACAAAUGUUGUAAAAGGCCAGUAGCCAGAGACUUAUUUAUGAGAAGUUGGACAUUGCCAAAAGCUACUUAUUGGAUGUUUUUGGCAAUGUUGUUCCUUCCUAACUGGAUGUCAAAAUGGAACUCUGGAACACUCCAGCAAAAUGCUAACUAAGCUAAGCUAACAGUAGCAAGCUUGUUAAUUCAUCUCAACUGCACGGAUACUUUAGAUAAAGCAACGUUUUUCCAAACCAACAAAGUGUCCACUACUGUCUGAGUUGUAUAAAAACAGAAAUGUUCCUUUAAAUUGUCAAAUGUUAUUAUGAUAAUGAAACAUCAUAGUAUAAGGAUUGUUAUUUCCCAGCCUGCACCUGUAUCAGUGUGCCAGACUCGGGCCUGUCAAUUUCUUUGUUUAAAACUGACUUCUUUUGUUUUGAUACAAAGCAGAGCUGCUGUAUCUGAAAUGUAUUAAAAAUAAAAAAAAUGGAGAGACAGAAA